AUGAGUCUUAUCUAUCAUCUUGCACCUGCUUCACGUUGGUAUUCAUGGCCAGAUGAAUUACCCUAUUUACCUGCUGAAUAUGACAGAGAAGGUUUUAUUCACUGUACAUCAGGUGAUGAACUUAUGAUUAAAGUAGCUAAUCAAUAUUAUCGAAAUGUUCCUGGUGAUUAUCUUUUACUUGUUAUUGAUAUGACAAAAUUAAAAAAUCCACCAUCACCAAUUAAAUGGGAAGAAUCAUCUGUAUUUCGUUUACCUUUUCCACAUAUCUAUGGUCCUAUCGAUCGUCAAGCUAUUGUUGAAGUACGAACUAUACAACGAUCCGAUGAUGGAACAUUUGUUGGAUGGACCAAAUCAGAUUAA
Molecule: messenger RNA, 360 nt
Organism: Adineta steineri
Lineage: Eukaryota; Metazoa; Rotifera; Eurotatoria; Adinetida; Adinetidae
Source: the annotation of a GenBank genome assembly